Grus americana (Whooping crane) is the source of this 4560-nucleotide messenger RNA. RefSeq names its product dihydropyrimidinase (gene DPYS). NCBI's taxonomy places the organism in Eukaryota, Metazoa, Chordata, Aves, Gruiformes, Gruidae. The record is from RefSeq and is a predicted model, not a curated record. Gene Ontology annotation, molecular function: dihydropyrimidinase activity. Gene Ontology annotation, biological process: pyrimidine nucleobase catabolic process. The transcript is spliced from 10 exons. Bases 116 to 1639 code for a protein of 507 amino acids. Gene Ontology annotation, cellular component: cytoplasm; cytosol.
GUGUGUUUGGGGCCAUUUGGAGAUAACUGGCUGCUCUGGGAGAAGGGUGGGCAGUGAAAUACCCUCAGGCAAGAGCAACUUUCUGAGCAGAGGCUUCACUUUCACCUAGGCUCCCAUGCCGCCCCAAAACCUGGCUCAGCAGAGACUGUUGAUCAAGGGGGGAAAAGUUGUGAACGAUGACUGCUCUGUGGCAGCUGAUGUGUAUGUGGAAGAUGGAGUGGUGCAGCAGGUGGGACCGAACCUCAACCCUGAGCCACCCACGGGACUCAUCGUGCUGGAUGCGACCAACAAGCUGGUGAUCCCUGGGGGCAUCGAUACUCAUACGCACAUGCAGUUCCCUUUUAUGGGUAGCAGGUCAAAAGAUGACUUCUAUACAGGAACAAAGGCUGCUAUAGCAGGAGGAACCACCAUGAUCAUCGACUUUGCCAUUCCUCAGAAAGGCUGUUCUCUAAUUGAAGCCUUUGAUACAUGGAAAAGCUGGGCAGACCCUAAAGUCUGCUGUGAUUACGCACUGCAUGUGGCAGUUACGUGGUGGAGCAACAAGGUAAAGGAAGAAAUGAAAAGUCUCGUUCAAAGCAAAGGUGUCAACUCUUUCAAGAUGUUUAUGGCUUAUAAAGAUCUAUACAUGGUCAAUGAUGAGGAGUUAUAUGCAGCCUUUUCCUGCUGUAAGGACCUUGGAGCAGUUGCUCAAGUCCACGCAGAGAAUGGGGAGCUAGUUGCACAGGGUGCAAAGAAGAUGCUGGCAAUGGGAAUAACUGGCCCUGAGGGGCAUGAACUGUGUCGUCCUGAAGAAGUGGAAGCUGAAGCUACACAGAGAGCAAUUACCAUAGCAAAUGCUGUAAACUGCCCCCUUUUUGUAGUCCAUGUAAUGAGUAAAUCUGCAGCAAGGGUGAUAAGUAAUGCACGAAGAGAAGGAAAGGUAGUUUAUGGGGAGCCUAUUGCUGCUAGUCUUGGCACCGAUGGCACCAACUACUGGAAUAAAGACUGGGCUCAUGCUGCAGCAUAUGUCAUGGGACCUCCGCUGAGACCAGAUCCAUCGACUCCUGGUUUCCUCAUGAACUUACUGGCCAAUGAUGACCUCUCUGUGACAGGGACUGACAAUUGCACCUUUGACAUAUGCCAGAAAGCUCUGGGGAAGGAUGACUUCACAAAAAUCCCUAAUGGAGUGAAUGGUGUGGAAGACAGGAUGUCAGUCAUAUGGGAAAAAGGUGUUUACAGUGGAAAAAUGGAUGAAAACAGAUUUGUAGCUGUUACCAGCACAAAUGCAGCAAAAAUCUUUAACCUUUACCCAAAGAAGGGGAGAAUUGCUGUGGGUUCUGAUGCUGACAUUGUAAUUUGGGAUCCCAAAGCUACAAGGACAAUAUCUGCAAAGACACAUCACCAGGCCAACAACUUCAAUAUAUUUGAAGGAAUGGUCUGCCACGGAGUCCCAGUUGCAACAGUUUCAAGAGGCAAAGUGGUUUAUGAAGGCGGAGCUUUCAAUGUCACAGCAGGAGAAGGCAAAUAUGUCUCCCGUCCACCAUUCCCUCCAUAUGUCUACAAACGAGUCAGGCAGCGGGAGCAGGUCUGUCAGCCUGUUCCUGUUAAGAGAGAACCAUAUAAAGACGUGGUCUCAGGAACAUCCUUCACACCAAAAUAAUAGGCUCAUUCCCCAGCUUUUGCUCUUGCAGAUAAAAGCAAAUGAAAUUGACCCUGCUGUCCCCACCAAAGCAGUGCAUUCUGGGUCCAACAAUCAAUCCGCAAUCAACUUCUCAAGAGCCAAAAUGAAACAGGAAUAACCAAUAAACAUUAUACUGCGCUUCUGCAUGAAAGUUGUUAUUGCAAUUUCUCUUUAAAAGGAAUUUCGUUAUUAGAACUGGAAGAUUCUUUUUAGAAAAUGGAGUAAUAAAAUAAUAACUACAAUGAUAAUGUGGCAGCAGCUCUGUAGGUUCUUAAAUGUAGGUAAGUUUGGGGAUGCUAUUUCUCAAUAUUUAUCUUUAGAAGGUAUCAGCUAACUUACAAAGUCAAAGCAAUGAGCAAUGUCCUUUAAGCACUUUUUUUACAUUCUUGCUCUGUUAGGUCACAGGAGAUGAAUUCUAAUUCUCUAGUUUCAUAUGUUAGGAAGAUCUCUGUUGUGUUUUGCAAUGCAGAGAAUUAUGAUAGCAGAUGCUAAAUUUGGGUUUUUGAUUUUCCCUUCCUGGGAAAAAAAAAACCCAAAACAGAAAAAUGCUGAUUCAGGGGAACUGUCACUAUUUUAGAGCUGCUGCUACAUCUCCCUGUCUCUGUCUUUAAAGGAGUUUAUACAUUUUGUCCCUGCCAGCUGCACAGCCAAGCAUUUAUUGGAGUGUUCAAGUGUUUCCUUUGUUAUACCCUAGGCAGACCUACAAUAACUAUACUGGUGAACUCACCUACAAUACUGUUUUGUGUUCUUGCUUUAUGGAGAGACACACACCCAUAACUUGAAGGCUUAUGAAGCAGGAUCACCAGAGCAAAAGCAUAAUGCAUUAAUUUCAAAAAACAUUUUUUCCUGAUGUAACUAAUAUUUUCUUUUUUGUAGGAUAGGAUUCCUAAUUUAAAAAAAUCUCAUUUGCUCAAUUUAUCUGAUUUCCCAUUUGAGAGGUAAUUGUAUUCUUAGAAACAUGACUCUGUUACCAUGUCUAGACAGGUUUUGCCUUGGAAACCUAGAAUGUUCUUUAAAGUUGUGUUUUCAGAUGUGAUAGCCCUUCUUUUUAAGCAACUGUCACUAGGGAAUAUUUAAGAGAGAAAUGAGGUCAACACAAAAACACCUGUACAGUGAGUUUAUUGUCCUAUAUGUAGAAACAAUAUAACCUGUACCUCUGCACAACGCAUGGGCCAAACAGGCACAGAAAGUUGUUCAUAUUUUCAGACACAGAAAACAUAUGAUAACUACUCUUAAUUUUACAGUGAAUGGCAGACUUGUAGUUCCUGCUAUGUAUGAGCUUGUAUGAGAAACAAACUCCUACUAGGUCUGUAGUUCUUGUGUCUCUAAAUAGCAAAGGAGAAUUUUCUUUGUAAGAUGGUGGAGGAUAAUCAAGGGGAUGCUCAGGAAGAGCUAGCAUGGGUUCCCAUUUCUUGGGUUGUCUUUGGGGUGGCAGAACAGCAAAACCAGCAUCCAGCACUAUUACAAUGACCAUUACAAGGGAGCAGGUCACUGGUCAGUGUAGACUUCCACGCUGCAAUGUUCUGCAUCUGAGUUUGAUGUCUAGUCUCCCUCUGUAAUCAACAGAGAAAAAGGUGCUUCUGGAACACUGUUCAUCUCUGCAUCAAGGUCUAAAACAGACUAGAUGAACCUGUCCAGAGUUGUCCUUCUUUGGGAUGAGAUGAGUAGUUUUCUUGCAAUGCCACCGCCUUCCACCUAGCCCGUCUUUGCCUCUCAGAACUGAAACUUUCUGGUAUGAAGGAUGCCUGUCUUUUCUUCUAUUUUAUCUCACCAAGAGUGCAUGUCAAGCAUGAAUCCAUUCUGUUUAAUCUUUUGCUACCUUAGAAGAAGAGCAGAAAUUUGGGAAGAGUAGCAGAAAAAGCAGGAGGGGAGAAAGGAUCUCUUUCUGCUUUUAACAAUAACUUGUAUCUGUGCGGAGACUAUCAUCUGAGGCUUCAGGUUUUAACAAUUAUUAGAGCUUUGCAAUUACACGAUAUACCUGUGAAACAAGUAAAUAUAAUUAGAAAUAGUUUACAGUUGUGAGAACUAUAGAUGCUCAAAGCUCUGGAAUCAGUCAAGUGAUUGAAUUUUCAAGUAGUUGCCUGAUGUUUAACAUCCAGUGUUGGCUUAAGUGAGUUGCUCAAGGUGAAAAUGACUCAAUUAUGACAGAAAUGAAACCCAGGAGUAAAGCCUGCCAGUCCUUUGGAUACUGUGGAUGUGCUCAGGGCUUGCAAAUGUCCUUUGGGCUCUUGGGACACCUACAGAGAUCAAAGUGAUACAACAAACUGCAGAUCAUGAAAGCCCAAAGGAACAAAGUUAGUGAUUUUUCUAAAAACAGAUGUUUUCACAGUGUGAUAACAGCAAGUAGUUUUAUGAGUUAUAUAAACACCCAUUUUGUAAAUGCAGCUCCUGUCCUGGUUUCAGCUGAGAGGGUUCAUUUUCUUCACAGUAGCUAGUAUGGGGCUAUGUUUUGGAUUUGUGCUGGAAACAGCGUUGAUAAUAUAGAGAUGUUUUUGUUAUGUGGACCUGUUGUUGAGCAGUGCUUACACAGAGCCAAGGCCUUUUCUGCUUCUCACACCGCCUUGCCAGUGGCACGGCUGGGGGUGCACAAGGAGUUGGGAGGGGACAUAGACAGGACAGGUGACCCAAACUAGCCAAAGAGGGUAUUCCAUACCAUAUGACAUCACGCUCAGCAUAAAAAGGGGCCUAGCCGGGGAGGGGGGUAGCAGCUCCAGGACGCGUGGCUUGGGGACAGUCCGGUUUCGGGACAGGUCUGAGCAUGCGGUCUGAGUUGUACGGUCCUUGGGUGAGAAACUGCAUUGUGUAUUACCAGUUUCGUAUACUCUGUUAAGUACUGUUUUGUUUUGUUCUGUUUUGUCUUCCCUUCUCCCUUUGCUAUCCCAGUAAACUGUCCUUAUACC